AUGGCAUCAGUAUUCGCCUGGGGCGCUGGUGUCGCCGUCGCCGCAUUUCUCGGCCGAGCCGGUUUAGUCGCCCUUCGUCGUUCUCGUGGCGGCGUCGGCGCCUUGGGCAAAGCUUUUUACAAGGGCGGCUUCGAGCCCCGAAUGACCAAGAAGGAGGCCUCGCUCAUCCUAUCGCUAAAUGAGCGGGCCCUCUCCAAAGACAAAGUCCGCAAGGCGCAUCGGACGCUCAUGCUCUUGAACCACCCCGAUCGAGGUGGCAGUCCGUACUUGGCGACAAAAGUCAAUGAGGCAAAAGAACUACUGGAUAAAACUACAUGAGCCAGACUGCAGUGAGUAGACUGCAACGAGUAGACUGCAACGAGUAGACUGCAACGAACACAACGAAACGGCCGCAUACCCCACGAUGUAGCGUAUUUUAUAUAGAGCACC
This is a messenger RNA of Trichoderma atroviride IMI 206040, 429 nucleotides long. The record is from RefSeq and is a predicted model, not a curated record. Lineage: Eukaryota; Fungi; Ascomycota; Sordariomycetes; Hypocreales; Hypocreaceae.